AUGUUUCAACGUCGGAUGCUCUCGAAGGACGAUGAAGCCACCAGUAGCGAAGAGACUGAGGUCCGUCGUGAAGAUCAGGAAAAGAUAAAUCGUUUCAGUCGAUUACAUCAAAGAGAGGCCGUGUUGGAAGCGCAGCUCAAGGCGAAACUGAAAGACAAGGAAGAUCUUGAGGAAGUUUCUGCUGAACUUGACCUCGCCGACGAGGAUGUUCCAGUCCCAUACAAAAUCGGUGACUCUUUCAUGUCACUCCCCCUAUCGGAGGCACAAGAAAUGCUAGCUGCUUCGACUGAGAAAAUUGACAAUGAAGUCUCUGACCUAGAGGAGAAGUUGGGAGCACUAAAGGAGGAAGCACAGCAAUUAAAAAUUGCUCUCUAUGCACGAUUUGGAAAAAGUAUUAACUUGGAGACUUGA
Messenger RNA from Trichophyton rubrum CBS 118892, 411 nucleotides. RefSeq names its product tubulin-binding prefolding complex subunit GIM3. The record is from RefSeq and is a predicted model, not a curated record. Bases 1 to 411 code for a protein of 136 amino acids. The transcript has 4 exons. Gene Ontology annotation, cellular component: prefoldin complex; cytoplasm. NCBI's taxonomy places the organism in Eukaryota, Fungi, Ascomycota, Eurotiomycetes, Onygenales, Arthrodermataceae. Gene Ontology annotation, biological process: protein folding.